AACCUUCCAAGAAUUUUCCAAAACACAGAGAAAAAUAACUAUUACUUGAAAGCCUGGCACUGAAUACAGAGAUAGUUCAGAAAACCUCACCCUGAGUUUUGUUGACUAUGGCAGUUGCUUCUUCUUCUUCUUCUUUUGUCCCAAGUUCAUACAAGUAUGAUGUCUUCAUCAGUUUCAGAGGUGAGGACACUCGCAAAAAUUUCACUAGUCAUCUUUCUUCCGCGUUAUGCCGGAAUGCCAUCGAGGUCUACAUUGACGACAGACUUGAGAGAGGAGGUGAAAUUUCAUCUGCGCUCUUGACGGCGAUUGAGGAAUCACAACUUUCGCUUGUCGUCUUCUCAAAGGAUUACGCUUCUUCAAGAUGGUGUUUAGAUGAAUUGGUGCACAUACUCAAAUGCAAGAGGGAGAGAGGUCAGAUUGUUUUACCUGUCUUUUAUCAUGUCGAUCCGUCAGAUAUAAGACACCAAAGGGGAAGUUAUGGCGCUGCUUUUGCUGCACAUCAAAAGCGUUUUAAGAAUCACAGAAUCAAAGUGGAAGAGUGGAGGAAUGCUUUGAGAGGAGCAACUGCUUUAUCUGGCUUUCAUUUGCAAGAUGAGUCCGAAUCCGAAUUUGUUGAGAAGAUUGUCAAAAACGUCAUAGAGAAAUUGGAAAAUGUCUCGUCAAGUGCUACUGCAGAUGAUUUUCAGGGGCAGCUAGUUGGAAUAAGUAAACGUCUUGAGAAAAUGGAAUCGUUACUUUGUAUUGGCUCCCCAAACGUUCGAGUUAUAGGCAUUUGGGGCAUGGGCGGUAUAGGUAAAACAACUCUAGCUGAAGCCUUGUACAAGCGAGUCUCUCCCAAAUUCGAUACUUGUUUUUUCACAAAUGUGAAGGAAGAGGUGCUCAAACAUGGUCUGAAUGGUCUAAAGGAAAGGCUUUUUUGCAAAUUAUUAAAGUGUGAACGUGUAAAUAUGGAAAGUUCCUUCAAAGAUGUUCAGCUCUGGCGUAAAAGGGUGCUUGUUGUUCUCGACAAUGUUGACCAGCUUGAACAACUAGAAUGUUUAUUUGGAGAACAUCAUGAUGUUUCACAAGAAGGAAAUGGUCGGUUUGGUCUUGGAAGUAGAAUAAUUGUGACAAGUAGAGACAAGAAAUUGCUUACAAGUAGAGCUGAUGAGAUAUAUGAAGUUGACGCAUUAGAUUCUAUUGAAGCUCGUAGACUCUUUUAUCUCAAAGCCUUUAGAAGAGUGUCUGCCAUAAGUACAGAUUAUACAGAUCUAGCUGAGAGAGUACUAGAUUAUGCUAAAGGCAAUCCAUUGGCUCUUAAAGUUUUGGGUUCUCACCUUCAUUCUAGGAGCAUAUCCGAGUGGAAAAGCGCAACGGGCAAACUGAAAAAGGCUCCCAAUGAAACAAUUCAAGGAGUGUUGAAAUUGAGUUAUGAUGCUCUAGAUCGUAUUGAGAAGUCUAUAUUCCUCGAUAUUGCAUGUCUUUUAAAAGGGGAGAAAAGAAAUUUUAUAGAGGGAAUAUUAGAUGAAGAGUCUCACAUAGGGAUUAAUGUUCUCAUUGAAAAGUCACUCAUAACAAGUGGAGAUUUUGAGAUAAUUGGGAUGCAUGAUUUGGUACAAGAGAUGGGAUGGGAAAUUGUUCGUCAAGAAUCUCUUAAUGAGCUCGCCGAACGUAGUCGGUUGUGGAUCGCUCAGGAUGUGGUUCAUGUCUUGGAAAAUAAGAAAGGUACCAAAAGUGUUAUUGGAAUAUCCUUAGACUUGUCUAAGAUUGAUGAAGAUCUAUGGUUGGAACCCACAGUUUUUGAAACAAUGCCUAAUUUGAGAUUGCUCAAAAUUUACAAUUCUGGUCACAACAAUUGCCUUCAAAAUUUAGAGCAGAAUCUCUUGUUGAACUUGAAACGCCUAAUUGGCAAAAAGUGCAGAUUAAUUUACCUUCACAAAGAUCUUCGUUAUCUUCCUAAUUCAAUUAGAUAUCUCAGCUGGAUUGAGUACCCGUCGAAAACUUUGCCAAUAAAAUUUAGACCAGAAUCUCUUGUUGAACUUGAAAUGCCCUAUAGCCAGCUUACGCAAUUGUGGGAUGGACUUCAGCCUCUUGGAAAUCUUAAGCAUAUUGAUUUCAGUUUUUCUAAGCAACUAGCUAAGUUCCCAGAUCUUUCUCAUGCAUCAAGACUUGAGAGUAUGUGUCUAAUCGGUUGUACAAGUUUGGUUGAAAUUCCACCACUAAAUUUUCAAGUUUUUGACGAUCUUAAAUCUAUGGAUCAAAUCUCCCUUGAUAUGUCCUGUGAUAAAAGAGCUUUUGGAUCUCUUGAUCUCUCUUUCUGCACUAAUUUGACAUCUCUUCCGGAGAUAUCUGGGAAUCUCAAAAUUUUGCACCUAAUUGAGACCGAAAUAAAAGAAUUACCCUCAUCAAUUAGGUCCCUUAAAAAUCUUGAUUAUUUGAAUCUUGUUGGCUGUGAAAACCUUGAAAUUUUCCCAGAGCUUCCAAGGAAUAUACAGAUAUUGGAUUUAUCCGGCACGGCAAUACGAGAAAUGCCCACUACAUCAAUUGAGCGUCUCCAUGAUGUCAAGAUCAUUUUGAUGUCUGGUUGCAAAAGGCUUGUGAGUUUACCAUCCAAUCUUUGUAAGUGUAAGGCUCUAACAGAACUUUACCUUAAUGGUUGCUCAAACUUGAAAAACUUCCCAGAAAUCUUUGAGCCUAUGGAAAAUUUGAAUUAUCUUAGUCUAGAGGAAACAGGGAUCCAAGAAUUAUCCUCAUCAUUUGCAAAUAUAAUUGGGCUUAGUGGGCUAUCGAUAGGCUGGUGCAAAAAUCUCAAGACCAUCCCAAAAUGCCUCAAUACAUUAAGCUGUCUUGACGAUCUCUUCCUCGGAGGCUGUUGGAAACUUGAAAUUUUCCCGGACAUGUUACUUGGUUUGCGCUCUUUAAAAGAAGUUAAUUUGAGGUACUGCAACAUAUCUGAAAUUCCUCACUGGAUCGGCUCCUUAUCCUCAUUGACUAGCCUUGAUCUGACAGGAAACAUGUUUGCUAGUAUACCUUCGAGCAUAAAACAACUUCCUAAGCUAUAUUACCUUGCUAUAAGUCAUUGCCGGAAUCUUCGAUCUUUACCGGAACUUCCAUCGUCUAUAGAACAACUUAAUGCAGAUGGAUGCCUAUCAAUGGAGACGUUCUUAAUUUCAAGGCCUACACACACUUGGGUCCUUUAUCCUCUUAAUGGUGUAUCCUUUAUGUUUUGUGAGUGCUUGAAAUUGGACCAAAGUUCAUGUGACAUCAUGACGGUGAAUUUCUUAUGUAGAGUUAUUUGCAACGCAAUGAUUCUCAGACUAACAGAUGAGCAUAUGGACAAAACUCAACGUAUAAUUGAAGUUUGCUAUCCGGGAAAUAGAAUUCCAAAGUGGAUGAGGUACCAAUCCGAGGGGUCUUCAAAAUUAACUAUCAAGCUACCACCAAAUUGGGAUAGAGCCAACUUCUCUGGUUUUGUUGCGUGCACUGUUCUCUCAUUUGAGGAGCUCUAUUGGAAUCGGAUAGGCAAAGUGGCUAUUUUUUGUAAAGUACAUCUUAAAACGAAACAGGGCCAAUGCCACUACUGGAAUACUUCUUGUCAUCUGAACACAUCUGUUGUUGAUGAGGACAGUGAAGGAAUUAAAGGAGGAAUUCUUAGAUCGGAUCACGUGAUCAUGUGGCAUGCUUACUGUAAAGACUCCCUUAAGGGCUAUGAUGGUGAGUUUGAUGCAGCAGAGAUGUCGUUUGACUUCGGCUGUAUUGACUAUACUGCGAAUUCUUAUUCCACAGAAAAACACGAAUGUUCGCUUCAAUACAAGGUGAAAAGGUGCGGGAUCCACAUGUUACAUGCUGAAACAGUACAGGCCAUGAACAAGGUAUUCACGAAUAUGAGCAUCAAACAGUGCAAGAAAUAUAUGUUUGAAGCAAAGGAACUUGGUAUCAACAGCCUCCAACAUUUGCAAUCUCUCCAGGAUUCAGGGGACAUUGAGGCACUGGAACAGGGCUUUAAGUUGAAGGCCAUGGAAGCUCGCUCGGAAGAUCUACUAACUCUGUAUAAUGUCUUCAGCAUGGAAGCAUCCUUAUAUGAUAUUGGAUCACCCGCAUCUGCACCAUUGAUGUCAGACGACACAAUUGAAAGCCCAUCCCAAGACACCAAUAUUGUAUUACCUUUGUCGCCUUAUUCGGAAUCAUGUCCGCCUGAAGCUGAUGCACAUGAUCAGGUCAACAAUCAGUCUUGCUUGGAAACUGUCCCCAGGUUCUAUGAUUUUUUUGGCACGGAAGUGCCGCUUCAUGAUAAAAGGAGCUCCACGAGCCCAUCCCGGGACUCUUCAACGACUCAUGAGGAAGCGGUUUGCCUAAACUUUGAUACUGAAGAUUCAUGUUAUGAGAGGAUUAAUUGUUUUGAUUUUUGCUGCUGGUCAAACUUUUUCUCCAAGAUUUUAGAAUGGUUCCAAGCAAACAGGGGAAAUUGAAAUCUCAUUUGUGGAAAUUUCAGCAUUUUCAAGAAAUAAUAUUCUAUGGCGAGGAUUUCUGUGGCUUUUGAAGAGUGUGUUUUCUUUUGAGCCCGUAAUUAGCUAGAUAUCAUGAACUCUAGUAGAGUUGUUUAUAUAUUGAAUAGGUUCUUCUUCUUAUUUAUAUAUUGAAUGGGGACAUAAUUAUAAGUUUUAAUUAUUGA
Molecule: messenger RNA, 4651 nt
Organism: Morus notabilis
Lineage: Eukaryota; Viridiplantae; Streptophyta; Magnoliopsida; Rosales; Moraceae
Product: TMV resistance protein N
Exons: 7
Coding region: 108-4448 (1446 amino acids)
Biological process (GO): defense response; signal transduction
Molecular function (GO): ADP binding; protein binding
Source: RefSeq, a predicted model, not a curated record